AUGAAAACUCUGGCGAGUGAUAUAUCCGAUAUAGAACACCACGUGGAAAAAUAUGGAACCGAAUCACUAAGAGAACGUGACGAAUGGGGCUACACGCCAGCCCAUUGGGCUGCUUUGGAUGGUAACGUCGAAAUUAUGCGCUACAUAGUCGAUAGAGGGGCCGCCAUAGACCUGCCCUGUUUGGGCACCCAGGGCCCGCGCCCCAUACACUGGGCAUGCCGAAAAGGCCACGCAGCAGUCGUGCAAGUUUUGUUGCAAGCCGGUGUAGCUGUCAAUGCUGCGGAUUUUAAAGGCCUAACUCCCUUAAUGACCGCUUGCAUGUUUGGUCGAACUGCCACAGCAGCUUAUCUGUUAGGUAUGGGAGCUUUAAACCACCUUCUAGACAUCAAUGGUGAUACGGCAAUGCAUUGGGCAGCUUACAAGGGUCAUGCCGAUUUAAUAAAACUCCUGAUGUACUCAGGGGCAAAUCUCCAAAAACCUGACCAUUUUGGAUCCACCCCUUUGCAUCUAGCUUGCCUAUCAGGCAGUGUAACCUGUGUUAAACUUCUUUGCGAAAAAAGUAAUGUAGACCUAGAACCUCUAGACAAAAACGACAAGACUCCUCUCAUGCUAGCUCAAAGUCACAGGCAUGGAGACAUAGUGGAGUUGCUGCAGUCAGAAAUAAAAAAAAGAUCAAGUUGGUUCCCACCAAUGAACGAAGUCUGGGGUUUAUUUUUCGGAAAAGCUGACAACUCCAAAGCACCCUUAUUGUUUUUUAUGUGCUCUGUCUUGCUGUGGGGAUAUCCAAUGUAUAUUAUAAGGUGUAUUCCUAUCACCUGGACAGUACUACGUGGUUCGCACUACUGCUUCAUCUAUUGGAACAUCGUAAUGUGGGUAUGCUGGCUGAUAGCCAACAGAAAAAACCCUGGUUAUAUACCAAUGAAUUCCGAAUCAUACUACAGAGCAAUAAAGCAAAUACCUUACUUCGACAAAUGGAAAAAACGUAACGCCUUGCUGAACCGCCUUUGCCAUACAUGUCGAUGUCUAAGACCAUUAAGAGCAAAACAUUGCAGAAUAUGCAAUAGAUGUGUGUCUUACUUUGAUCACCACUGUCCUUUUAUCUAUAACUGCGUUGGGUUGCGUAAUAGAACGUGGUUUUUUCUAUUCGUGAUGAGUAUAGCUAUCAACUGCAGUUUCACCAUAUAUUUUGCCACGUAUUGUAUCACCAUAGAAGGUUUUGGAAUAUGGUAUAUAUUGGGGCUUCUAGAAGCUUUUGUCUUCUCUGGGUUGGGAUGGAUUUUGACCUGCACAUCAGUUCUCCAUGCUUGUAUGAAUCUGACAACAAACGAAAUGUUCAACUAUAAAAGAUACACUUAUCUAAGAGAUAAAAGAGGAAAAUACUUUAAUCCAUUUUCAAGAGGCCCCAUACUCAACCUGGUAGAAUUCUUCUUUUGCACCCCUGAGGAUUACGAGGACGAUUUUGGUUACGAAUACAUAUGAUAUAGAAAAAAUAGUAAUAAAUCACCCAAAUAGCUUCCUAUUACACAUGGACAGCCUUAUUGCCUUUAAUUGCUGUGAUAAAAAAACCUAACUUUGCUUGAAAAUGUCCAUGAUUUUCACACAGUAUUACUUUUUUCACUUCAAAAGUGUAACGUUUUUUGCAAUGCAAAAUAAGUUUGUUAUAUUAACUAACGUGUUUUUGUAUUCAGGCUUAGAGCUAAAGGUUUUUACAUUAAGAGAUGGAUUUCUGAAAUUUGCGACUAAACUUUCUAUAGAAAAUGAUACUUAUGGAACCAAUCAGACCACGGCAUUUUCUAUCGCACCAAGUGUGCUGUGGAGAAUACCGUGCUCUAUACAGAUUAUUUGUUAUAAAAAGUAAAGUCGCAAAUUUUAAGAACAAGUUUAAAAUACAACAGCUCUUAAUAUCAUA
This is a messenger RNA of Brassicogethes aeneus, 1909 nucleotides long. The record is from the annotation of a GenBank genome assembly. Lineage: Eukaryota; Metazoa; Arthropoda; Insecta; Coleoptera; Nitidulidae.